Messenger RNA from Daphnia pulicaria, 987 nucleotides. Its product is annotated as lisH domain-containing protein ARMC9-like. Lineage: Eukaryota; Metazoa; Arthropoda; Branchiopoda; Diplostraca; Daphniidae. Gene Ontology annotation, biological process: cilium assembly. The record is from RefSeq and is a predicted model, not a curated record. The transcript is spliced from 5 exons. Gene Ontology annotation, cellular component: ciliary tip; ciliary basal body; centriole. Bases 21 to 776 code for a protein of 251 amino acids.
AUGAAAGUCGCAUUCCGUCAAUGGAAGAUUAUGUAUGCUGCCGUGAACUUGCUCAGCAACUGGAUGAGCAUUUUUUAAAAGGAGACGGCGAAAAAUUUUUUGAAGUAUGGGAGUCUCUUGUAGGAAAACCCGAAGAAUCUCUUGCUGAUCCUAACUAUGAUCUGUUUCUCUUGGUUGAUUUCAAAUUACAAGUAUAUUUUACAGUUUUCCAAACUUCAAUUAACAAUGCGGAGAAGAAAGCGAGAAAAAAAUUCUCUAACUUUCUGCAAGAAAAAGGUUCCGUUUAUUCCAAGUUUAAUGAGUUGGCACCUUAUUUUGCAAUUCCAUACAUCGAGAACCAAAAUCAUUUUCUGCUGAAUGAAAUUCUUAAAGAUGAGUGGGUGCAACAUUUAAAAACGCAAUGGAAAGAUUAUUUAGAGAAGAGAAUCACUCAUAUUCAUGGUGAUGACAAAAUAAGACUUGAACAACAAAAUAGAAAAUAUUUCAAUUUAAAAGCCAAAUUCACGAAAUUAAAAGAUGAUCAUAAGUCACUCUUAGAUUUGGCCACUCGUUUAGUUGCAGCUCUAGAGGAAUCAAUUCGGGGAGAUACGAAAUGUUCUCUUGAGACAUUUGAAAACUACAAUCAACAAAUAAUGAUUUAUUCUCAUAGUCUUUUAAAAACGAAUAUUUCCGAGGGGGAGCAAAAAAGUUCUCUAGAGGUAGGUUUUCAAUGGGAAGCUCGUUCCCUUCGGACAUCGACAUCAGUUGAAACAAUUGGUUCAAAAAAUUCUUUGUAGAUCGGAAAAUCUUAUUUAUUUACAUUAUUGUCGAUUAUUAUUAACCAUUUACACACAACAUUUUUAAAGUGGUUUUAUUGAUUUAUUCGAAAUCUACCCGUGGAUUUUUUGUUUGUUUGUUUUUAUGAUGUUAAUUCGUUUCAUUUAAUCGUCUGUUCUAUCAAUAUGUUGUUUUAUCAUGCACACACAAAUAAAAAGCGCUUCGUGUUUA